Messenger RNA from Closterium sp. Naga37s-1, 642 nucleotides. The record is from the annotation of a GenBank genome assembly. NCBI's taxonomy places the organism in Eukaryota, Viridiplantae, Streptophyta, Zygnematophyceae, Desmidiales, Closteriaceae.
AUGUUCCUCGCCCCGCUGCUUCGUCAGCUGCCCCAUCACCUGCCUCGUUACGCUGCCCCGUCCCGCUGCCCCGUCGCUUGCCCCGUCCCAGCCUCGUCGCGGCUCCCUGGCGGAAACGGCGACGGUUGUGAUGGAAAGGGGAGGAGAGGGGCAGGAGGGGGAGGUAGUGGGGUGUUGGCCCGUGGGGGACGGCUGGGGGAGGGGGAGUGGCGGGGGUGGCAACCUAUGGGGUUGGAGGUGGCGGGGUUUGUGGCUCAUGGGAGGGAGAGUGGCGGGGUUGGCGGCUCGUGGGUGGGGAGGAGUGGGGGAAGGGGGUGGUGGGCGGAUGUCAGCAGCGACCGCCAGCGCCAGCAGCACCUGCUACCGCCCAACACUGCCUCACAGGGGGGUGGAGUGGGGUGGCUGGUGUGCCGUGUUAAUCCGCGCCUCCCGUGCUGCCUGUGUCCGGUUCCCCGUGCCUCCCGUGCUGUCGUUCCCGUGGCUCCCAUGCUGUCUGUGUCCUACCCAUACCUCCCGUGCUGCCUGUCGUCCGCGCUGCCGCCCCGUGCCUCCCGUUGCUGCCCGUGUCGUGCUGCCCGUGCUCUUGUCCUACGUGUGUCUCCUGUGCUGCCCGUUUCCGUGCCUUGUCCGUGGUAUGCAUAG